Schizosaccharomyces cryophilus OY26 is the source of this 1090-nucleotide messenger RNA. Its product is annotated as histone deacetylase complex subunit. The transcript has 2 exons. NCBI's taxonomy places the organism in Eukaryota, Fungi, Ascomycota, Schizosaccharomycetes, Schizosaccharomycetales, Schizosaccharomycetaceae. Bases 127 to 564 code for a protein of 145 amino acids. Gene Ontology annotation, biological process: negative regulation of DNA-templated transcription. Gene Ontology annotation, molecular function: transcription corepressor activity; transcription factor binding. Gene Ontology annotation, cellular component: nucleus. The record is from RefSeq and is a predicted model, not a curated record.
CUUUCUCUCUCCUUCUCCCAAUCUCCCCGUCGAAACGCUUUUUUUGCUGGAAUAUCAUUUUUACCUUCUAAUUGCCGACGUUUUUUUUCAAUUUCUUCUUUUAAAAAGUCCAUUUUCAUCAAUCCAAUGAGUUUUACUCCGAGUCGGUCUCAAUCGCCGGUUUCAAGUGAAAGUGAUCCUGCCGUUGGUCCUUGUCCAUUCCUCAUUCAAGUCUAUCAUCAAUUUCAUACUAGAAAUCACAUUUUAGACGUAUUAGACGAUGUUGUACCAUCAAUUGAAAUUUAUGGAUGGAUGAAUAUGAGUUUAUACGAGCUGGGAGUUUUCAUCGCCGAAAAGAUAUUGUUUCAACAAGAAGAUACCAAGCAUCCAGAGUGGAUGCUGCAAUUUCGUUUCGUUUUCCAUGAUAGGUUUAAAGGAAGACCCUCCUCGAGAGAUAUGGGUACGAUAUGCUUGCAUAAUCCAAAGCUAUUUCAAGGAAGCAAGCUGCUGAAGGCGACUGGGAUGAAAUGUGGAGAUCGUAUAGACGUGUGUAUUAAGCCAAAUAAAAUACGUCUCCGAAAAUGAAAUAAAAAAGCGAUAUUAUCUGAAGAAAGAAGCUUAAAACACAAAUGCUUUCAAUGACGGAAUGGUCCUUUCCUAUCUAAUGAAUCAUGUUAUAUUAAAAGGAAUAUAAAUUUUGGACAAGGCAAUCAAGUUUCAAUGUGUAUAUAUUACCCAAUGUUUCUCUUAAAAAAAGUAAAAUAAAGAACCAUGGAAAGGCUUGCUGAAUAUCUGCUCUAGAAUAUCCUCAGAUUCCAUCUAUUGCUCUAACAAGAUCUGUUUAGAUCAUCUAAACAUCAAUCUUUUUCACAAAGCUACAGGCAUUCUAAUUACCCUACGGCUUCAACUGAUUUCACAUUUUGCACAAGCGCCGCCCACUGAACAAGCCUUGGCUGAGCUUAUGGAAGGCACAUUUCGUAACAGUCUGACAAUUACUCAUCUUACCAAGUGCUGUCAAAAAUGAAGCUUCAAGAUUAUAGUCUCUUGAUUUUUUUUUGUUCAUUUCAAUAUCUUUUUACUAAUUUUUAGUAAAAGCUCAUUUAUAAACGUC